This is a messenger RNA of Seriola dumerili (greater amberjack), 1239 nucleotides long. RefSeq names its product phosducin like 3 (gene pdcl3). Gene Ontology annotation, cellular component: cytoplasm. Gene Ontology annotation, biological process: angiogenesis; protein folding; positive regulation of gene expression. Lineage: Eukaryota; Metazoa; Chordata; Actinopteri; Carangiformes; Carangidae. The transcript is spliced from 6 exons. The record is from RefSeq and is a predicted model, not a curated record. Bases 83 to 802 code for a protein of 239 amino acids.
GGAAUCGGUGCGUGUGCGGUCCUUCUGUUUCCGUAUCUGAGGAGAGCAGCGGUGUGGUUUCUGAGGAGACUUAUCUUUUAAAAUGCAGGACCCAAACGAAGACACAGAGUGGAAUGAUAUCCUGAGGAAGAAAGGCAUUCUUCCUCCCAAAGAGACACCUAAAGAGGAUGAGGAGGAGGAGGAGCUGGCUCUCCAGCAGCAGUCUGUCGUUAAAACAUAUGAGAGCAUGACACUGGAAGAACUGGAGGAGAAUGAAGAUGAGUUUGGUGAGGAAGAUGAAGCUGCCAUCGAGAUGUACAGACAAAAGCGUCUUGCAGAGUGGAAGGCAACUCAGAUGAAAAAUGUGUUCAAGGAGCUGGGGGAAAUCUCAGGGCAAGACUACGUCAAGGAGGUCAACCAGGCUGGGGAAGGCAUCUGGGUGGUGCUGCACCUCUACAAACAGGGCAUACCUCUGUGCACCCUCAUCAACCAGCACCUGAGCAUCUUGGCCAGGAAGUUCCCCCAGACCAAGUUCCUCAAGUCCAUCUCCACCACCUGCAUCCCCAACUACCCCGACCGUAACCUGCCCACCAUCUUUGUCUACUUUGAGGGGGAGAUGAAGGCGCAGUUCAUCGGACCCCUGGUCUUUGGAGGCAUGAACCUCAAAGUUGAAGAGCUGGAGUGGAGGUUAUCAGAGACCGGGGCAGUGAAGACAGAGCUAGAGGAAAACCCCAAGAAGCAAAUUGAAGACAAGCUAAUGUCAUCAAUCAGAUGUUCGCUCCCUACACGAAAGGACAGUGACUCUGAGGACGAGGACUAUUAGGAAAACAAUGCCUGUCACUCUAAACCAGGAAGACCAUGUGGCUGCUGUGUGGGAAACACUCAAAGGACCCUGAAACGUUUGACGAUGCUUCGUGCAGAGACGGUAUCUCCUUUUAUAAGCAAGUACAAUUCAUAUUUUAACCAUGUAGGUGGCGCUCUUACACAGGGCUCAGUCCUGCUCAGGGGAACUUUGACAGGACACUUGGCAGGAGAGAAUCGAACCCAUGAUCUUGUUGUUGAACCUCACUGUACGUCUCACAGCGCAACAGUCACCCUUUUGUAAUUUGAAAAAACGUCCAACUUCACCUGAAUCUUUACAAAAGCAUCAAAGACAAAUUUUAACUUUUUUAUUAUGUUUGAUCAGUUUGUCACAAAAAGUACAUGUACUGUAUUUAAACCUGUUAAAUUAAAUGUGAGUUCACCUCUUUGCCACAAUAA